AUGCAUAAAGCUAAGAAAAUAAGACCACUUGUGAAGAGAAUGGGUUCAGAAAUACAAGAUGAUUUUUUGUCCAAACUCAGUCCUGCUGUGGACACUGCAACAGGUGCAUUUAUUUUACUUAUAGCUAUCCUGUCCAUAUUUGGAAAUUCGGUGGUUCUUCUUGUAGCAGCAAAGAAAUCGUCACAGUUGAAGCCUCCAGAGCUGUUAACAGUGAAUUUAGCGAUAACUGACUUUUGCUCAGCAGUUACCAUGUAUCCACUGGCAGUGGGCUCAGCUUGGAAACAUACCUGGCUCGGAGGAGAUUCAUCUUGUAAAUACUAUGGUUUCAUGGACUUCUUCUUUGGAAUUGCAAGUAUUGGAACGCUAACUGUGAUGGCCAUUGUAAGGUUUUUGGUAACAUCAACUACACAAAAUUAUGGAAGAAGAAUAAACAGAAAUAUAAUUUCUGCAGCAAUUGCUUUGGUCUGGCUCUAUGCUUUGAUUUGGGCAGUCUUACCUCUAGUAGGGCUGGGGCUAUACGGUCCGGAACCUUUUGGCAUUUCAUGCACUUUAGCUUGGAGUGAAUUAUAUUCUUCAGCAAACUCAAUGUCAUUCAUAGUAGCUUCAUUUAUUCUGUGCACCCUCCUCCCAACUGUGAUUAUUGCAACAUGCUACACAGGAAUAGCUUGGAAGCUUCACAAGGCAUAUCACGAAAUACAUAAUAAUCAGCAAGUUAUAAUUUCAGUAAAAAUUGACAGGAAGAUAACACAGAUGGCUGUACUGGUUAGUCUUGGAUUUAUUGGGUGCUGGGCGCCAUAUGCUACAGUCAGUUUCUGGUCAAUAUUUAAUUCCAACACCCAAAUACCUCCUGUGGUAAGUUUGCUUCUUUGCUUGUUUGCAAAAUCAUCAACUGUGUAUAAUCCAAUAAUUUACUAUACGUUCAGCACAACCUUUCAAAGGGAAGCAAAGAAAUGUCUGUGGUGCUGUGACAAGAAGGUUCAUUCAUCAACUAUCCAAGAUCUCCCAUUGCGACCUCAGGCUGCCACCUGGCCUGCUUGGGACAAUGUGCAAUCGUUGAGCAUCUUCAAUGCUAAUCAAUCACCGAUCAGACAGCACAAAAACCAGGAUAAAACGACAAUCCACUUACCAUCAAAUAUUUCAGAAUGUGAUUCUUUUCAUUGA
Callorhinchus milii (elephant shark) is the source of this 1161-nucleotide messenger RNA. RefSeq names its product opsin 8, group member b (gene opn8b). The coding region runs from base 1 to 1161 and encodes 386 amino acids. Gene Ontology annotation, cellular component: membrane. Gene Ontology annotation, biological process: G protein-coupled receptor signaling pathway; visual perception. Gene Ontology annotation, molecular function: G protein-coupled receptor activity. NCBI's taxonomy places the organism in Eukaryota, Metazoa, Chordata, Chondrichthyes, Chimaeriformes, Callorhinchidae. The transcript has 5 exons. The record is from RefSeq and is a predicted model, not a curated record.